This is a messenger RNA of Globicephala melas (long-finned pilot whale), 1452 nucleotides long. It is a transcript of the gene MMP20, whose product is annotated as matrix metallopeptidase 20. Gene Ontology annotation, biological process: collagen catabolic process; extracellular matrix organization; proteolysis. Lineage: Eukaryota; Metazoa; Chordata; Mammalia; Artiodactyla; Delphinidae. Gene Ontology annotation, cellular component: extracellular matrix. Gene Ontology annotation, molecular function: metalloendopeptidase activity; zinc ion binding. The record is from RefSeq and is a predicted model, not a curated record.
AUGAAGGUGCUCCCUGCAUCUGGCCUUGCUGUCCUCCUCGUCACGGCUCUGAAGUUUUCCACUGCAGCCCCCUCCCUAUUUGCAGCCACCCCCAGGACCUCAAGGAACAGCUACCACCUCGCACAGGCAUACCUUGACAAAUAUUACACAAAGAAAGGAGGGCACCAGAUUGGUGAGAUGAUUGCAAGAGGAGGCAAUUCCAUGGUUAAAAACAUUAAGGAGCUGCAGGCUUUCUUCGGCCUCCGAGUCACCGGGAAGUUAGACCGGGCCACCAUGGAUGUGAUCAAGAGGCCUCGCUGUGGAGUUCCUGAUGUGGCAAACUAUCGCCUCUUCCCAGGUGAACCCAAAUGGAAAAAAAAUACUUUGACAUACAGAAUAUCCAAAUACACACCUUCCAUGACUUCUGCAGAAGUGGACAAAGCAGUGGAGAUGGCCCUGCAGGCCUGGAGUAGCGCCGUCCCUCUGAGCUUUGUCAGAAUAAACUCAGGAGAAGCAGAUAUUAUGAUAUCUUUUGAAACUGGAGAUCACGGGGAUUCCUAUCCAUUCGAUGGGCCUCGGGGGACCCUAGCCCAUGCAUUUGCACCUGGAGGAGGCCUGGGAGGAGAUACACAUUUCGACAAUGCUGAGAAGUGGACUAUGGGAAUGAAUGGUUUCAAUUUAUUCACCGUUGCUGCUCAUGAAUUUGGCCAUGCACUGGGCCUGGCCCAUUCCACAGACCCAUCAGCACUGAUGUACCCAACUUAUAAGUAUCAGCAUCCCUAUGGAUUCCACCUUCCCAAGGAUGAUGUGAAAGGGAUCCAGGCACUGUACGGACCUCGGAAGACAUUCCCAGGGAAGCCCGCUGUGCCCCACAGCCCCCCUCAUAAUCCUUCUAUCCCCGACCUCUGUGACUCCAGCUCAGCCUUUGAUGCUGUGACAAUGCUGGGAAAGGAGCUCCUGUUCUUCAGGGACCGGAUUUUCUGGCGUCGGCAGGUUCACUUGAUGUCAGGGAUCCGGCCCAACACCAUCACCAGCUCCUUUCCCCAGCUUAUAUCCAAUGUGGAUGCAGCUUAUGAAGUGGCUGAGAGGGGCACAGCUUACUUCUUUAAAGGACCCCACUACUGGAUAACAAGAGGAUUCCAAAUGCAAGGUACUCCUCGGACUAUUUAUGACUUUGGGUUCCCAAGAUACGUGCAGCGAAUAGAUGCUGCCGUCUAUCUCAAGGAUGCACAGAAGACCCUUUUCUUUGUGGGAGAUGAAUACUACAGCUAUGAUGAACGAAAAAGGAAAAUGGAAAAAGACUAUCCAAAGAAUACUGAAGAAGAAUUUUCAGGAGUUAAUGGCCAAAUAGAUGCUGCUAUGGAGUUAAAUGGCUACAUUUACUUCUUUUCAGGACCCAAAGCGUACAAGUAUGAUACAGAGAAGGAAGAUGUGGUUAGUGUGCUGAAAUCUAGUUCCUGGAUUGGUUGCUAA